Molecule: messenger RNA, 3630 nt
Organism: Bacidia gigantensis
Lineage: Eukaryota; Fungi; Ascomycota; Lecanoromycetes; Lecanorales; Ramalinaceae
Exons: 1
Coding region: 1-3630 (1209 amino acids)
Source: RefSeq, a predicted model, not a curated record
AUGCGUCUCAUCAAAGACAGAGGGCAUGGUGACCUAAUUCUGGUUGAAUUUCAGGAGGGUGAGAUUCCUUCUUAUGCCAUAUUGUCACAUACUUGGGCAGCGAACAAUCAGGAAGUCACUUAUCAAGACUUUCUCGAAGGUAAAUACAAGCAAAAGGCUAGUUGGGAAAAACUUGACUUCUGCAGAAAGCAAGCUGCUACUGAUAAUCUAGAGUACUUCUGGAUAGAUACUUGCUGUAUCAACAAGGAUAGUAGCUCUGAGCUCACUGAGGCUAUCAACUCCAUGUUUCGCUGGUAUCAAAAUUCAGUUAAAUGCUAUGUGUAUUUUUCUGAUGUUUCCACACGUAAGCGUAAGCAUGGCGCAACACGCAAUCCAUCAAACGCUGCAUGGAAAACCGCUAUUGGAGAGAGCAAAUGGUUUCGUCGAGGCUGGACGUUGCAAGAGCUAAUCGCUCCGGUAUCGGUGCAAUUCUUUUCACGAGAGGGCAAUUGGCUUGGUUGUAAGAGCUCGCUAGCAGAAAAACUUGAAGAGAUCACAGGAAUUGCAAUCGAAGCUCUGCGUGGUCGGUCUGUGACUAACUUUACGGUGGAGGAACGAUUUGGUUGGAUGAAGAAUCGUGAAACGAAGCUUCAAGAAGAUCAAGCAUAUUGCUUGUUAGGGAUAUUCAACGUGUCCAUGGCUGUCAUCUAUGGGGAAAGAAAGGAGAAGGCAAUUAAGCGCCUGCGGCAUGAAAUCGAUCAAUCCGAAGAGACCCAGAAAUCGUAUUACGGUCUCACAGAUCGACAAUCGCAAUCAGGACAGGGAGGACAUCGUAAGCUGCUCCUUGAGUCAUUGUGGUUCGAAGAUAUCCACAGCCGUGAAGAGAGGAUCGUUGAUGCUCAUAGAAGAACCUUUGAGUGGAUCUUCGAGCAAGCCGGAAGCGUAGCUCCAUGGAGCAAUUUUGUUGAGUGGCUCGGAAGCCAUGCAAGAGUAUAUUGGAUCAACGGCAAAGCGGGCUCCGGGAAAUCGACUCUGAUGAGAUUUCUUUGUAACGAUACCCGCACAAGAGAAUUUCUGAAAGUCUGGUCAGCAGAAAAACUACUACUGACACCUAAGUUUUACUUUUGGAUUGGUGGAACUCAGCUUGAGAGAAGCAUUGAGGGACUACUAAGAUCAUUGAUCUGGCAAAUACUGCAAGAAGUCCCUAGUAUUCAAAGCCCCUUUGUCAAGCAAGCCCCUAUCGCAGCUUGGACAGAACGGCGACUCAAGGAAAUGCUAGAAAAUUUGAUUCUACAAGUACAGGCAUCACAUUCUCUAUGUUUCUUUAUUGAUGGUUUGGAUGAAUAUACAGGAGAUCAAGACGCUUUGAUUGAUCUGAUCGACACAUUUGCUCGAGGCACGAAAGCGAAAUUUUGUCUAUCCAGCCGUCCGAAUCGAGUCUUCAAGGAAACAUUCGGACUUCAUGCGAAUCUCCAACUUCAAGACUUGACUCAAAAGGAUAUCCUUCACUACGUCCUUGAUAGAUUACAGAAUCAAUUAACUCGAUCUCGCCAAUUGACUGAAGAGAUAUUGCUCAAUCACAUGCGAAACGAAGUCUCGUGUUGGUCAGCGACAUCUUUAUCUUCGCUCGAAGAAAUUGCGUAUGACAUUCUGGUCAGGGCCCAAGGAGUCUUUUUAUGGGUUGUAUUGGCUGUGAAAGACCAACUAUGUGGGCUCAAAAAUGGCGACAGUCAACGACAGCUGCGAGCAAGACUUGCAGAUUUACCUAAUGAAGUGGAGAAAAUCUACCAGCGCAUGCUGAAUCAGAUAGAACUACCAUAUAGGAAAGAAGCAUCUAUGUUCUUGCAGAUUGCUCUCGCUGGCGGCCGCGGCUCAUCUUUACUAGCUCAUGCACUCGCCUUGCACGAGUAUGUGCAUGAUAUGCUUGGCUUCUUCGAACAGAUUCCGGAACAUGAUUUGAUUGAGUUCUCUUUCAGGGCUCGUGGCAGGAUUGCGUUGACUUGUGAAGGUCUCCUUGAAAUCACUGAUAAGCGUGAAGCUACCAAGAAUAAGAAUAAUACGUUUUUCUCACAAGAAGGCUCAGAUGGCAGCAUGAACGCUUCAGAUGCUGGUACGGAGGAUGAGUAUUCCGACGAACAGAUUUCAACAUCGAGGCCUAAGUCAAUGAACGAAGAUUCUAACCGUAGGAGCCAAGGUACAAGUAGGCCGAUUGAAGAGCAAGAUCGUGAGCCUAAAACUCAUGUAUCAGUUGAGGGAACAAAGAUGGCGCUGGAAAAUUUUGAUUCACUGGUCCAUGUUGAUUUCAUUCAUCGAACUGCUGUUGAUUAUAUCCGUGAUCACGAAAAAGGGAAGGCUUUUAUCCGAGCAAACAAUCCUCCCAGAUUUCAUCGCCAUGUACAUCGUGCCAAGGUGUCGCUUGCUAGACUGCGGCUUUUUGGACCGGAAAGCGAUGAUAUAGAAGGAGUUAUGUUUGAUAUUUGGCUGGCUGAGCAUGAGACUGCGGUUGCGCAACCGGGCUUGUUGAACAUGCUAGACAAUAUUAUGUGGAAACUUGACCAUCGCUACUAUGGACACAAAGAAACUCAUUGGUCAAGUCGAUGGAAACGUCUAUGUAUGAAACAUAAACCAAACCUCGAGGUUAAUUGUAGUCAAGAAUCAUUUACAAGAUAUUCUCGCAACGAUUUAGGCAACGAUGAAACAAUCAAGCAACUCAUAAUCCAAGAAGGCCAGUGGACAGAUGACAACGAAGCAGAAGUAAUGCUUAGAAUGGAUUGGAGUCUGUUGUCGUUUGCAACUUCAUGCGGAUUAACACAUUAUGUGCUACAUAUACUUGAGAGGCGUAUCGCGCCAAUCAAGUCUAGCAAAGCGAAUUGUCUCUUGUCCACGACUGUACUGUCAAUCAUAUUGGACGACCCGCAGCGAACCUCUGGAAGUCUCCAUCUGGCAAUGGAGUUAAUACGUACAUACGGAGCUGACGUGAACAGCGUGAUAGCUGUUGGCGUGACAAUUUGGUCUUUGUUCUUGACUAGUGCACAUAUUAUCCACUUAUAUACAAGUCUGCAUCACUUCGAUAUUUUCUUUCCAGAAAACAGUAUAGUAACAUUGUUGGACACUCUGAUGGUAGCCAUGAGUCUCAUGAUCGAAAGAGGUGCCGACUUAGGACACAGAACACGCGUUGGGUUUUAUUUCAAAUUGCAUCACAUGCAGCUACAACCAAAAAGCCUUUGUUGCCACUACGAAAUGCAUCUAACAGUUCGUUCAAUGGUCCGACUAUGCUUUAUGGAGUUCUCAGACACGUCUCGCAUUGAGCAAAUGUGCCACCCUUACGGCUCAGAUUCGUUGCAAAUUCAACUAUAUGAAGGCACCUAUCCGCAGGCGUCUGGCGUCAAAAUCGAGACACAUGUCUUGUCACAGGAGGAGUCUGAUACUCUGCUUAAAACGUACCAUAGCCUCUUAGUAGCGUUCAACUCAGACGGCAAGUCAAAGGCUUUGUCACCAUCUAAUGAGAGGCAAAUAGUAUCGCAUUUCAUCAACAAGGUUUGGCGGCGUUAUAUGGAAGACGGCGAACCUCUCGGACUAUCCGCGUUACAGAUCUUGGUCGAUGGGAUAACAGCAUACGGAGCUCCAGUACUCUCAGAGCGAGACUCUUAA